Messenger RNA from Camarhynchus parvulus, 450 nucleotides. RefSeq names its product transthyretin-like. NCBI's taxonomy places the organism in Eukaryota, Metazoa, Chordata, Aves, Passeriformes, Thraupidae. Gene Ontology annotation, molecular function: thyroid hormone binding. The transcript has 4 exons. Gene Ontology annotation, biological process: purine nucleobase metabolic process. The coding region runs from base 1 to 450 and encodes 149 amino acids. The record is from RefSeq and is a predicted model, not a curated record.
AUGGCUUUUCAUUCUGUAUUUCUCGUUUUCUUAGGUGGCCUGGCACUUUGCUCUGAAGCUGCACCAUUGGUAAGUGACCCCCCUGAUACCAAGCAUCCUCUUUCUGUAAAAGUUGUGGAUUCCGUCCGAGGAAGUCCAGCUCCAAAUGUUGCAGUUAAAUUAUAUAAAGGAGCUGCAGAUGGAUCUUGGGAACUGUUAAAUUCACAACAAACCAAUGAAAAAGGAGGCCUCUCAGACCUUACAACAAAAGAACAAUUUGUAGCAGGGUUAUACAAGCUUGAGCUUGAUACAGCCUCUUACUGGAAGAGUCUGGGCUUGAAUCCCUUCCACCAACACGCUGAUGUGGUGUUCACAGCUAAUGAUGCUGGUAAUCGGCGUUACAAGAUUGCUGUUGUGCUCAGUCCCUUCUCUUACUCAACCACAGCAGUAGUUAGCGAGCCAGUGGAAUAA